Molecule: messenger RNA, 201 nt
Organism: Leptosia nina
Lineage: Eukaryota; Metazoa; Arthropoda; Insecta; Lepidoptera; Pieridae
Source: the annotation of a GenBank genome assembly
AUGCAAUUACCGCCUGAAUCAUCGCCAAAAAAGAGUACUAUGCGGCGAUCCAAUUGCAACUGUGUGUUGUAUUUUCUCCCGAUUAACAGGGAGCGUUUGAAGGAUGCAGCUAGCGCGGGAUGGGGGGGGGAAGGCCUCGCGGCGCCUCAGUCGAGUUCUGGCCACCGCGCGGGACGCAUGUGCCGUUGCCACACCAGUUAA